This is a messenger RNA of Rattus norvegicus (Norway rat), 3176 nucleotides long. It is a transcript of the gene Meiob, whose product is annotated as meiosis specific with OB-fold. NCBI's taxonomy places the organism in Eukaryota, Metazoa, Chordata, Mammalia, Rodentia, Muridae. The record is from RefSeq and is a predicted model, not a curated record. Gene Ontology annotation, cellular component: chromosome; cytoplasm; nucleus. Gene Ontology annotation, molecular function: single-stranded DNA 3'-5' DNA exonuclease activity; single-stranded DNA binding; chromatin binding. Gene Ontology annotation, biological process: male meiosis I; male meiotic nuclear division; female meiosis I.
UGUUAAAAAGAAAGACAGAAAGAAGCUGUUGUGUGCAGACGAUCCCAGCACUUAGUAGGUGGAAGAAGGGUCAGAAGUUCAAGAUCAUUCUAGGUUACGUGGUGAGUUUGAGGCCAGGCCAGGCUGCUUGGGAUCCUGUCUCAAAAUCAAAACAAUACAGAAACAAUAAAAAAGAGAUACUUGAACAAAUAUCGGAAUAACAUUAUUUAUUUAGUGUGUAUGUGUGUACGUUAUUAGGUCAGCGGGUCUACAUAGUGAGUUCCAGGACAGCCAGAACUACAUAGCGAGACGUCUUGAGGUCCCUGCCCCCAAAUAAUAUUAUCUAUUUUAUACAAUACUGCGGUAUUUUCACAUACUAUUAUUUUACAUAUUAUUAUAUGCAGUACAUGGUACCACCAGGGGUGACUCCCUUAAUAAUAGCACCUGACUAUUUCCUCUUCCACAAUCUUAUAGGUUUUUUUAUUCUUAAAAAAAAAUUUUUUUUUUUGGUUCUUUUUUUCGGAGCUGGGGACCGAACCCAGGGCCUUGCUCUUCCUAGGCAAGCGCUCUACCACUGAGCUAAAUCCCAAACCCCUAUUCUUAAAAUUUUUAUUGGAUAUUUUAAAUUUACAUUUCAAAUGUUAUUCCCUUUCCUGGUUCCCCGGACAUAAGCCCCUUAUCCCAUCCUCCUCCCCUUCUUCUCUAAGGGUGUUCCCCUCCCCAUCUCUCCCUUUCCACCCCUCCCACAUUCCCCUACACUAGCGGUUCAACCUUGGCAGGACCAAGGGCUUCUCCUUCCAUUGGUGCCCGACAAGGCCAUCCUCUGCUACAUAUGCAGCUGGAGCCAUGGGUCAGUCCAUGUGUACUCUUUGGAUGGUGGUUUAGUCCCGGGGAGCUCUGGUUGCCUAUUAGGCAAGCGCUCUACCACUGAGCUAAAUCCCCAACCCCUCAGUUCAUUUUUCUGCUUUAAAUUGGGAACAUUUCCCUUAAGGUAAUUUAGUGUCUGCACGGGGACAGCCUGAGACACUAGUCUGGAUCCCAACCAGAGAACUGCUGCAAAUGUCUAGCUCGCUUAGUGACUUCUCCCUUUCACUCGCACCUGUGCUUGGGCGCCGCUCCUGUCUUUGACUUGCCCUCCACCACCUAAGUCCGAACGAAGUCCUCCAGUUCCAGGAAAGGACUGCGUCUCUCCUGGAACUGUGAAUUUCCAGUGAGACCUGCAAGCAUAGGGGCGGAGUCAGGGCGCGGCCGGGGCGGGGUCAACAAGCGAUGGAGGCGGAGUCAGUGAGUCGCGGAGGCGGGGCCAGUAAGCGGUGGGGCGGGGCCUCUUGCUAACGGUCGCCGACUCCAGGUGGUUCGCCAGCCCUGCUGUGGGAAGUCGUAGAGCGUGACCUGCGUCAGUUGGAACCCGGUGGAUCACCUAGCUGGCCCGGAAGUAUCCGGUGAGCUGCGACUCUGACUGCCUGCUGUGGCAUCCAUUCGACGGCGCGGGACCACGCCCCAGUUCUUAGGGCUUGUGCCUGAGCUGAGAGGAAACCCGCGCGGCAUCGCACGCGCCGACGUCCCGAAGAUUUAAAGCAUGGCUAAGUUCUUCGCACUGAAGAACUUCACUGCACUUUCAGAUCUUCAUCCAAAUAUGGCUAAUCUGAAAAUAAUCGGAAUAGUUAUUGGGAAAACAGAUGUCAAAGGCUUUCCAGACAGAAAAAAUAUCGGAUCAGAAAGAUACACCUUUAGUUUCACCAUUCGUGACUCACCAAAUCACUUUGUGAAUGUGUCCUCCUGGGGCAGUGAAGACUACAUCCGCUCGCUGUCUGACAACUUUAAGGUUGGUGAGUGUGUGAUAAUUGAAAAUCCCCUGAUCCAAAGAAAGGAGACAGAAAGAGAAGAAAGGUUUAGCCCUGCAACUCCUAGCAACUAUAAACUAUUGCUCAGUGAGAAUCACUCAAUGGUAAAAGUUUGUUCCCCUUAUGAAGUGGACACCAAGUUACUUUCUUUGAUACACUUGCCUGUUAAAGAGUCUCGGGAUUAUUACUCAUUGGCUGACAUUGUCGCAAAUGGACACAGUCUAGAUGGGAGGAUUAUUAAUGUGCUUGCAGCUGUGAGAUCGGUUGGAGAGCCAAAGUACUUUACAACUUCAGACCGAAGAAAAGGCCAGAGGUGUGAGGUUAAACUCUUUGAUGAAACAGAGCCUUCUUUCACAAUGACAUGUUGGGAUAACGAAUCCAUUCUACUUGCACAGAGCUGGAUGGCCCGAGAAACAGUAAUAUUUGCUUCCGAUGUGAGAAUAAAUUUUAACAAAUUUCAGAACUGCAUGGCAGCAACCGUAAUCUCAAAAACCAUUAUCACAGUGAAUCCAGAUACACCAGAAGCCAAUAUCCUACUGAAUUUUAUAAGAGAAAAUAAAGAGACAAGUAUAGCUGAUGAAAUUGACAGUUAUUUGAAAGAAUCUGUAAACUUAAACACAAUAGUUAAUGUCUAUACAGUGGAACAGUUAAAAGGAAAAGCUUUGGAAAAUGAAGGAAAAGUGGAUCCUUUCUAUGGCAUCCUUUAUGCUUACAUUUCUACAUUGAACAUUGAUGAUGAAACUACCAAAGUAGUUAGAAAUAGAUGUUCCAGCUGUGGUUAUAUUGUAAACGACGCCUCCAAUACUUGCACAAUUUGCAGCAAAGAUUCUUCUAGAUCUAGAUCUUUUUGUCUCAGUUUUGAUGUGCUGGUUGAUCUCACUGACCACACUGGAACCCUCCGUUCCUGCAGUCUCUCAGGCAGUGUUGCUGAGGAGACUUUGGGCUGCACGAUAAACGAGUUUCUCACAAUGACAAGUGAACAGAAAACAAAGCUGAAGUGGCAACUCCUUUUGGAAAGAAGCAAAAUUUACUUAAAAUUGAUUUUGUCACACAGGGCAAGGGGUGGACUGAAAGUCACCAUUCUCUCCUGUAAGCUCGCAGAUCCUAUUGAGGCGAGCAGGGACCUGGCUGGACAAGGACACACUUAAAACCCGAUUUAGUUCCAAAUUCUGGGAAACAUAGACAUUUAACUCUGAAGAUGCCUAGAUGUGGUAAACUAUUUCUGAGACUGUCACUGUUCCUUCUGGAGUUAGCUCAGCCCCCUGGAAUACCAUUCUACUAGCUUUACCCUAUCUUCUCUAACACUGGGAGAUACUGCUUAUGUACAGAAAUAAACAUGCUUGAUCUUCCUCA